Molecule: messenger RNA, 2095 nt
Organism: Petromyzon marinus (sea lamprey)
Lineage: Eukaryota; Metazoa; Chordata; Hyperoartia; Petromyzontiformes; Petromyzontidae
Product: transmembrane ascorbate-dependent reductase CYB561-like
Cellular component (GO): lysosomal membrane
Molecular function (GO): oxidoreductase activity
Source: RefSeq, a predicted model, not a curated record
GACUAAAAAAAACACACAUUCGUCAAUAAUAAUAAUACUGCGGCUUUAAAAUGAAAAUAGAAUACCACAAAAUACAAACGUCCAUACAUACUGACACAUCAGAAUAUGUAUUUGUUCUGGAGGAAUCUGAUGAGCUAUAAAGCGCUUUUUUUCACUUGGCGGGUCAGAACGUAACAACAACAAACAAUAGGCUAACAAGAUAGGAGUGCAAAGCGUCGUAAAGGCAAACGCAUUACUUCAAAAAUAUAUAUAUACACACAAAUACAACUAAAACUAGUUUUGUAUCUUACCAUGUGCCCACAUACAUCGGUAUACAGCAGCAGCAGCCGCCGCCGUUUGCCAGCAAAGUGGCGGCCACGUAGCCACGAUUCUCGUGCCAGACUCGAAGGUGCGCCCUGAGGCUGUCACGUGAUGUGACGGAAGACUCACUGGGCCACGUGUAAUGAUGAUGGGUUGACUCGCGAGAUGACUGGAACGUCCACACACGUACACCGACAACGCCUUUGCUAAGCGUGAUGCCCCGUGCCGUGUGGCUGUACAGGAAUUGUUAACAAUGUCCGCAUGCUGAUGUUAAUUAUUGAACGAGAACGAUACGGGGACUCCUCUACUUACGAACGAGUUAGGUUCCAGAGAUCUGUGUACGUAAGUCGAUUUGUUCGCAAGUCCAAACUUUUCUCCUGUCGAUUCCAAACACGUUGUGCACGGCGUGUGUACACUAAACGCGGGGAAUGGCUUUAAAAGAUGUGAUGUAGAUGGUGAUGUAGAUGCCACUGGUUCGUCUUACUACGAUCUGAUCAUUAUCAACCCCACAGUGGCAGCACAACAACAGACAAUGGCUGCGGCCCAGGUAGAAAUGCUGGGAAUUCUGGGUAAUGAACGGGAAUUCUGGGUGAUGAACGGGAAUUCUGGGUAAUGAACGGGAAUGCUGGGUAAUGAACGGGAAUACCGGGGAAUUCCGGAUAAUGACACCAAACAACCAUCGCCAUCUAUUGCACGGCGGUUGAACUCACGACUCUCGGCCCGAACAGACGGUACAAAGCAAGAAAUUAAUCCAGCCGGAAGAAAACAACAACAACGACAACAACAACGACAACAACAACGACGACAACAACAACAACGACGAACAGACAAGGCAGAACGACGGAGCGGGCAGACCCCGACGGUGCCAGGCCCUGACAGCAGUGGCCCGGGCAUUGUGGGUUUCGAGGCGCGGGAGGGGGCAGCGGCGAGGGUCGGCCCAUCCAUGGAGGAGACGGAGCCGCCGGGCGGCGCGCUGCGGCGUCUGCCGUGGCUCGUGGCCACGUCGCAGCUGCUGGGCCUGCUGUGCGUGGCGCUCGGCGCCGUGUGGACGGCGUACUUCCGCGGCGGCUUCGCCUGGGAAGGCGACCUCCUCUUCAACGUCCACCCGCUGUGCAUGGUCAUCGGCAUGGUGUUCCUCUACGGGGAAGCCAUCCUCAUCUUCAGGAUCUUCAGGAACGAGGUGAAGAAGUCCGUGAAGAUCAUACACGGCAUCGUUCACGUCGGCGCCCUCAUCGCCGCCAUCAUCGGACUGGUGGCCGUGUUCGACUUCCACCAGACGAAGGGCUUCCCACACCUCUACAGCCUGCACAGCUGGUGCGGCCUGGGCGUGGUCAUCCUCUACUUCGUGCAGUGGCUGCUGGGCUUCGGCUUUUUCCUCUUCCCGCGGGCAGCGCCGGAGUCGCGCUCCGCCUACCGCUCCAUCCACACCUUCUUCGGCCUCGCUCUCUUCGUGCUCUCCGUCGCCACGGCAACGAUGGGUCUCACCGAGAAGCUGAUCUACGCCAUAGGGGACCGGUACGGCGAGUACCCGGCGGAGGGGAUCCUCGCCAACUGCCUGGGCCUGGCACUGAUCGGGUUUGGUGCCGCGGUGGCCUACGUGGUGACGCGCGACGAGUGGCGCUACCGGCGGCACGACGGCGAGGAGGCGCCGCUCUCGCUGCACUUCCAGCGGUUCAGCGACGAGCGCGCCGACUGAGCCACACGCUCCUGCCUGAGCCUCAGAAUCACUCACUCACUCACCCCCCUUCCUUCCCUCUCUCCCCCCUACCUCCGUCUCCUCCCUCUCCUCUCUUCC